GCACUGGGAGCACUGGUUUUCCGUCAGGCGGUGUGCGGGUGCGGCUCCCAGGAUGCGGUGCCGUUCCGCGCUAUCCGGGAGGGAGAGCUCUACUUCCAGGAGGAUCGAGAGGUCAAUCUGGUGGAGUUGGCGUUGGCCACCAACAUUCCCAAGGGAUGCGCCGAGACCACCGUGCGGGUCCACGUUUCCUACCUGGAUGGAAAAGGCAACCUGGAGCCGCAGGGAUCCGUGCCGAGCGCCGUCUCCACGCUGACGGAUGAGCUCCUGAAGUACUACCAACACAUCACCCGCGCCGUCCUGGGCGACGAUCCGCACCUCAUGAAGGUGGCCCUGCAGGAUCUCCAAAGCAAUUCCAAGAUCGCGGCGCUGCUGCCGUACUUCGUCUACGUCGUCAGCGGGGUGAAAUCCGUGAGCCACGACCUGGAGCAGCUGAGCCGAUUGCUCCACAUCGCUCGGAGUCUGAUCCAGAAUCCGUUCCUGUGCCUCGGCUCCUACGUCCGGAGCCUCAUCGGCAGCGUCCUCUACUGCGCCCUGGAGCCCUUGGCCGCUUCCAUCAAUCCCCUCAACGACCAUUGGACGCUCCGGGAUUACGCCGCCAUGUUGCUCAGCCGCAUCUUCUGGACUCACGGUGACGUGGUGAGCGGCCUCUACCAGCAGAUCCUGCUCUCGCUCCAGAAGGUCUUGGCCGAUCCCGUGCGUCCGCUCUGUUCCCACUACGGAGCCGUGGUGGGGCUGCACGCGCUGGGGUGGAAGGCGGUGGAACAGGUCCUCUACCCCCACCUCCCCACCUAUUGGGCGAACCUGCAGGCGGUCUUGGACGAUUAUUCCGUAUCCAACGCUCAGGUCAAGGCUGACGGACACAAAGUCUACGGAGCCAUCCUGGUGGCCGUUGAGCGGCUGUUGAAGAUGAAGGCUCAACAAGCGCCCAUCCCUUCAUCCGGCGCCGCCGCUCCACCUCCGGAGCCUUCCCCACGGCACAGCCCCAACCAGGAUUCCCCAUCGGAAGCGGGAAUCGGCCUGGGCCGCCCUCUGCUCCAGCUCAGUGCCGGCGGUUCCGCUUCCUCUUCCUCCUCUCCGGUUUCUCCGGUCCUUUCCUUACACGCUAUGUACCGCGAGCUCUACGACUUCUUCGGCGACAGUUUAGCCGCACGCUUCGGCACCGCCUUCCCGCCGGCAUCGCUACCUCUUCCCGGCGCUCCGGAGGGAUCCCGUCAAGAGCCGGCGGCGUUCGGCUCCGAAGGCGUCGCCAGGAAGAUGCCGCAGUUGACGGCCAACGCUACGGUGAGCCCGCGCGGGGAGGAGAGCCCUCGCGGCGGCGGCGGCGGCGGUGGCGGCGGUGACGUCGUUCCAUCCGGCCGUGCCGUACUCCAUCGUCCGAGCGGCGUGGCGCGUCCGCGCGGGAUUCCGCGGCAGUGCGGUCACCGUCCCGGAACGCGCGAGGUCUUCCAGAAGUGCCGCUUUACGGCGCGCGGCGUUCCCGGGUUCAGUUUCGUCAUCGCCGGGCGGCAAAGCGGACGGCGGUGCCAAGGGCGGCUUUUCCAAACCAAUUUCCCGCAACACCACGGCUCCGGAUACGUUUCCCGGUACGUCCAGAAGUUGCCGAUGAUCGGAAGAAGCGCUCGGCCGGCGCGGAGGUGGCCGCGGGCGGAGUAUUCGCUUCAUCUUCUGCUGUGAGGUUGGGUGUUCCGAUGGUUCCGUGGAGGAGGAGGAGGAGGAUGGCGGCGGCGGAGCGGCUGUUGGGGAUCCGGCGUGGGCGGAGCGCGGAUAAAUAAAGGGAUCGGAGAGGAGCGGCCGAGGAUUCGGGGGAGAGGAGGGAGGGAUGGGAUGGAGGGGAUGGAUUGGAUGGAAGGAUGGAGGAAUGGAUGGAUGGAAGGA
This is a messenger RNA of Cuculus canorus (common cuckoo), 1875 nucleotides long. RefSeq names its product TATA-box binding protein associated factor 6 like (gene TAF6L). The record is from RefSeq and is a predicted model, not a curated record. The transcript is spliced from 8 exons. NCBI's taxonomy places the organism in Eukaryota, Metazoa, Chordata, Aves, Cuculiformes, Cuculidae. The annotation marks the transcript as partial. Gene Ontology annotation, cellular component: transcription factor TFIID complex; SAGA complex; SLIK (SAGA-like) complex. Gene Ontology annotation, biological process: transcription initiation at RNA polymerase II promoter; RNA polymerase II preinitiation complex assembly. Gene Ontology annotation, molecular function: RNA polymerase II general transcription initiation factor activity; transcription coactivator activity.